This is a messenger RNA of Dacryopinax primogenitus, 4291 nucleotides long. RefSeq lists its product as uncharacterized. Gene Ontology annotation, biological process: positive regulation of TOR signaling. The record is from RefSeq and is a predicted model, not a curated record. The transcript is spliced from 12 exons. NCBI's taxonomy places the organism in Eukaryota, Fungi, Basidiomycota, Dacrymycetes, Dacrymycetales, Dacrymycetaceae. Gene Ontology annotation, molecular function: protein binding. The coding region runs from base 1 to 4101 and encodes 1366 amino acids.
AUGUACAACCUCGCUCAGCUCUCCCUACUCGCUCUCCUCGUCGCCCUCCCCGCUCAAACAGCUAGCAUACCGCGGAUAGACACCUGCGCAAACAUCGACCAAGGCAUACUCACCGACGGCCAAGUACAAUACGGCACGCUCACCGGCUGCAUAUGUCAUUCCCUCCUCCCGCAUUUCACCCUCCUCUCCCCAGUCGCCAAGCGCGCAACGCGUUCCCUAGGAUCCCAAGGAACGGAAGCGCUGCUAAAAGGACUUAUUGACGCCUCAGGGGAGAAGUGCAGGGGUGGGAGCUGGUCGAGGGAGAGUGUAGGAGGAGGAUCUCCUUUCCUCCCUUCUACCACCCUCCCACUCCCAACCUACCCGACAUCCGCGCCCUCACCCUACCCAGGAUUCACCUACCCCGCACCGCCAUCAGCGACCUACUUCACCGACUCGCUCUCUUCCCGUCUCGAGCACUACACACCUAGCAGCGCGUUACACAACGCUGCGGUGGAGAAGACGCGCUAUGUCCGCUUUCGCGUCGUCCCCUCCUCUGGGGGGUAUACAGAAGUCGCCGCAGCAGGAGAAGGAGGACGCGUAGCCGUAGGAGGGAAAGACUCGCUCCGCAUCAUCAAGUUUCUCAACCGACCUCCGCUGAGCUCGCCCAGCUCGCCACCACCAGGAGCGGCGUUCUCGGAAAGAGGAUAUAGUAGGAGAGGGAGAAGCAAGGUUUUGGGCCCGGGGGGGAGCAGUGCGGAGGAGGUGAUGAACGUUUGGGCGGGGAGUAAGCUGAGCUUGGUACAUGCGUUGCAGGAUGUUGCGUGGGGACAUCAGAACUACUCCGAAAAACUCCUAACCGCUCACUUGCAAGGCGACUGCCUCCUCUGGGACCUCCAACGUCCAGGGUCAAAAGUCGAGUCCAUACUCCACGAGCACGUCCGUGGACGGGGUGUCAACCGCGUGCUGUUCGCACCGGGGAAUGGGGGCUUCGUCCUUAGUGCUAGUGUGGAUAUGACGUGCAAGCUCUGGGACCUGAGGAAACCACAGACUAGCGUCUCCACUUUCAAAUGUAACGCCGCUGUUUCCGCUAUCUGCUUCUCCCCCGUACUGGGGAGCAGCGAUUUUGUAGCUGGACUCGGGAACGGCGCUUUGCAGAGGUUUGAUUACCGGAUGGGCGACAAAGGCAUGGUAGACUGGAUCUCCUCCGCCCACGCAUCCUCAAUCCAAGACCUUAAAUGGAGGGAGUCUUCCCCCCUCUCCCCUCUCUCCCAAUCCCAACCCCAAUUCCAGGGGGAAGACACCGGUUCCUAUCUCGCCUCGUGCGGGAUGGACAAGCUGGUAAAGAUAUGGGAUAUGGACCCUUCUUCCGGUGGGGGGCUGAGCGGCACUCAGGGGGGGAGGGAGUACGGGUCUUUUGCAGGCGUCGGUGUUGGUGUCGGCGGCAGCUUGGGCACCAAUGCAGCCAGCAGCGUGGGAACGGCGAGCUUUCCCCUCGGAGCAGGAGGCCCAGGGGGAGGGAGUACCUUCUCGACCCUAUCGACCGCUUCCUCCGCCUCAGCCGCCUCAGUAGCCUCCGCAAGCUCCCAAGGCCAACCGCACAACAGGCCUAAACAGGUCCUGCGCACGCCCUGCGUAAACCAUAGGAUCGCCUGGCGCCCCGGGUACGAGACGGAGCUCGUAGUGGUGCCGUAUCGGAAGUAUGGGGUCUCUCCCUGUCUGGCGGGUGUGGAAGGAGAGGGGUACGGGGAUGGGGAUGGGGAUGCGGGGGAUGGGGAUGGGGGAGGAGAGGGGCCGGAGGAAACCAGGAUCUCCGUCUGGGACGUGAGGAGGAACUAUUUGCCCAAGUAUGUGUUGCUGGGCGGAACGGGCGCUGCCAGAGACGUCCUCUUCCUCGACUCGGAACCCGAUGCCGUCAUAGCGACCUACUCGAAUUCCUAUGUCGUGCAACAUGAUCUGCGACAUCAUACGCGGCCUAUUGACGGGCUUUCGAGGUCUGGCCUGAGCUGGGACGGGACUGGAAGACUGGCAUUUGCGGUCGAGGAGAGGGGGGAGGGGGAGGUGCCUUUUGAUGAGCCACCGUAUGAUCCCCACACGCGCAUGCGUAUGCCUGGAGGGAAAGAACACUCGAUCCGAGCCGGUCGGUUCCUCCCCACUUCCCAGCUCUCAGGUGGCCUCCUUCUCCCGAACACAGACACCGACUCCCUCUGCCGUAUCGCGCGGGGCUACCUGCUUACCGGAGAGGAGAAACACGUUUUAUGUCAGAAGAACGCCGCCGUCGCCCAGGAGGGAGGGAACGAACAGGCCGCACAGGGGUGGAUGGUGCUCCAUUCCCUAUUGGUGCCUUUACCGCUUCCUUCUCGCAGUUCUAGCCCGGCUCCGCACUCAACACCAGGGCAGAAGAGCAGCAAGUUUUCCUAUUCUCCCUUGUCGGGAAGCUCGAGGCGCGCUACUUCCAAAGGGCCAAAACGAGCCCGCCGGCCCCUCCGCCCUAGAGGGAGACGCUCUACUCCCUCUGGCCCGGGGACGGGGGACGAACCCCUUCCUCUGACAGGGGAGUCGCACCUCACCCAAGGAGCGCUGGACUCUGACAGCGACAGCGACGGAGACGAAGGCGACGAGAGCGGGCCAGAUGUGUCUGACGCACCUGUCUCUCCUGUCGAGAGGGAGGACAGGAGCGGGAGUGCAAGUGGAAGUGGGAGGCAUACGAGGAAUCAGAAUUCUGAGAGCUCGGUGUCUAGUUCUGGCGCGCCAGUGGUGGGGAAUAACAUGCGCUCGCCCCUUUCUCGCACGCCGGUUACGGCCGAUAUGGUGGGGAUAUUGGCGCUUCGCCGGCUGAGCAAGAUGGAGGAGGAAGAGUAUGAAGAGGUGGACAGUGGGUUGGCGCCGUGGAGGGCGGUCUCUGCUGAAGCACACAUGAACCGUGAUACUGGGAACGAGAUGGAACACGAGCACGAGCAUGAGCAUGACUUGGAGUCUUCUAGCUCUGCAGCGGAAGGAGGGCUCAUGCUCAAACGGGGCAAGCCUGCUCUCAAGCACGUGACGACCCAGUUUGGCCAGUUCCACUCGUCUCACGGGACGAGGCGGAACAGCAUGGAAAGCGAGAGGGAAGCAGGUUUCGUCCGAGGGCAUAAGCGAACCAUCUCUGGUGGGAGUGGGGCGCCAGCGACGGGCCGGACGUCUCGCAGCAGCAAGAAGCUCACUGCCUCUCCUGCGGCUGUGGACCUGGCUCUUGACGGGUCCAGGCAUCGUCAGGGUUGGACAAGGGAGAAGGAGAUCAUCGAUGCUGAGCAACGGAUACGCGACAGGGGGUGGGAGGUGAUGCGCACGAUGUUCGAGGGGAUGAUGCUUGAGGGAGAUGUCCAGACGUGCGCUGUUAUGGCUAUCGUUGCUGGUGAAGAGCUCGUGAAAGAUCAGACUAGGAUUGUUCGUCUUGUUGUGGCUUACUUGGAGGUGUUGUCUCGAUUGCUGCUGUUUACGGCUGCUGCAGAGGUAAGGAAAUAUUUCAAAGCGCCGGAAGUGCAGGAAGAUACCAACUCCAACACGAGGUUUGACUCGAGCUGUGCACGGUGCAGAAAAGCCCUGCGCGGAGAAGCACUCCCACGCGGAACACAAGGCAACCCUGGCAACUACCUCUAUUGCAAGAACUGCCAUCGGAUGGCAUCUCGAUGUGCUAUCUGUCAUCUGCCGUCCAAGGGCUUGUUCUUCCUUUGUCCGACAUGUGGGCAUGGCGGACAUGAAGAGUGUUAUCGGGAUUACUACCUCUUCCAUCCUAUGGACAACGUCCAUAUCGUUCUCCAAUCUUCCCAGAGCCUACAGCAACAGUCGUGGAACAGCCGACAGUCUAUAUCUCUGUCGAUGUCAGAUUCCAAUCUACUGGACGAAGACGAUCGAACCGGACGGACGACAAACCCCAAGCGACUGCGGCGUGCCCCUCCAGGUCGUGUACAUCCUGUAGAAGCGGCGGACGACACCGAUGAUGAGGCGCAGAAGGCAAGAUAUUGGGAUCGGAAACGAAAAAUGACCAGAAAAGUACUCCUCGGACAUCCUUGUGUUGCCGGGUGCGGGCAUUUCCGUAUCUGCAGACAUCAGCAGAAACGCGAAUUGCUGGGGACCCUCUGGUGACCAUGGGGAAUGAAAUCCGAUGACCAACAGAGCGUCUAACAAUGUCAGGUGUGAUCGAUGAUCCGAUCAAAUCCAUCAGAUCAACUUGCUUCUGUGUACAGAAGAAUGGGUAUGCGGAAACAGAGUGUGCCCUCGAAUGAAUCGCAACGGUAACUUCUUCCGCGGCCCUCCCUUACAACAGGCCCUUAUU